CAUGUAGCUGCACAAAGAGGAGGUGUAAGACAAGUGACAAGGCUGAGUCAGUCUAAUAUUUAGUGAUGUAUUGUAUCUCUUUUAAUGCGAAAGUAAUACAUGUCGAUAUAUAUAUACAACUGUACACAGUAAAGUUACAGGGUGUUACACAAAGCAAUACAUAGAGAUUUAUAUGUGUUCUCAAUGGAAUAAAAUAUAAAGUGGUUUACUUAUCAUUUACUAAUGCUUUAUCAGUUAUAAUCCAUUAAUAAAAACAACUUACGGGGUUGUCAGGUUGUGGACAAACUUCCAAGGGGCCACAGUCAUUCACAACCAGCAAUUAUUAAUAGUUGAUUGAUUGGUCAGUGUGUAAAAUGUCAGGAAAUAGUGAAAAAUACCAAUUAUUAUACUCUGAAGCCCAAGUGAACAUAUCCACAUUGCUUUUUUUCUGACCAACACUCAAAAACAUGAAAAUGUUAAGUUAGCAAACAUUCAUGUUUAAAAAGCUGGUACCAAUGAAUAUUUGGAAUUUUUGUUUGUCUUAAACAAUAAAUGUCUUAAACAAUAAAUCACAAAGAUAGCAUAGAUAUAAUUUGCCCCAGAUCUUGCCUAGAGCCCCUUACCCUAACCCUAUCUACAUAAUAGACUUGGGCCGGUGUCCUUUGGCACAAUGGGCCAAAACCAGCCCAGAUAGUUUUUUUCUUUUUAUCUGGGCCAUUCUUUUAUGGUGAUCCGGCCUCAGGGUCUGGGUCAAGUCUGGGGCAGAUUCAGUAUGUAUCUCUAGAGUACUACUUAAUUUAAUAAGAAGUACAAGUACCAUGGAGGGGAGAGAUAGGUAGGUAGUUAGGUACGUAGAUAUACAGAUAUACAGAUAUAUAGAUGUACAGAACAGCAGAAUGUAUGUGUCCUAGAGAGGACUGGUGACUGAACAAAAUUUCAGUGAAAUUGAUAAGGUCACUAUUACCUCGAGUCAACAAAGUCCUCGUAAAAAAAAUGAAAUCCUACUAGUCAGCCCCAAAACAAAAAGAGAAAUGCUGUUCAAUAACCUGGGGAAACUGACUCCCUGGAUUAAAUCUGAGGUUACAAGUCUUGGCGUUAUCUUGGAUUCAGAUCUAAGCUCCAAGUCCCAUAUCAACAAGGUGACAAAAACAUAAUUUUUCCACCUUAGAAACAUAGCUAAAGUAUGGCCAUUUACAAAUCUAAAAGAUGCUGAAAGAUUGAUUCAUGCCUUCAUUUCAAGCCGACUUGAUUACUCCAACGCCCUUUUUACUGGGCUCUCGAAAAAAAAAACACUGAGAGACUUCAACUCAUUCAAAACUCUGCAGCUCGGCUGUGAACCGGAACCAAGGGGAGAGAGCACAUUAUUUCAGUUUUAGCUGCUCUGCACUGGCUUUGUUACAUUUAGAAUUGAUUUCAAGGUCCUCCUCCAUAUAUACAAAGGCCUUAAUGGGGCAAGGACCAAGCUACAUUUCUAACUCCCUGAUUAACGAUGUACCUCGGAGAACACUGGGGUCAUCUACUGACGUUUUAUUGAAGGUUCCCAACAACAGCCACAGAAAAAUUACAGUCCAAAGCUAUGGAACACACUACCUAUAGAUAUCAGGGAGGCCAGCUCACUAAGUAUUUCUAAAAGAAGACUCAAAACUUAUUUCUUCACUUUAGUCUUUAACUAGCUCUGACAUUUGCACUUUGCGCUACAUUUAUGCACUGCUCAGCACUUCUUUUAAAUGUCUGCCUAUUUAAUGAUUUAUAAUUUUUAUUCCUUAUUUUAUCUCAUUUUACAUUAAUGUUUUUAAUUUUUUUCAUUAUAGAUCAAUGCAUUUAACAAUGUUUUAUGUUCAUUUUAUGUAUUUUCUUUUCAUUUGAAGCACUUGGUGCAUGUCAUUUCUUUAUUGUAUUAUUAUUAUUAAUCCUAUAAAUUAUUUAUGUAUUUAUUUAAAUGCACCAAUGCUAGUCCAACUAAACUAGAUGGUUUCCCACUACAAUCUUGUAGGAAACCAAAGUUUGACUUAACUCCACUGCAGAUUUUACAUUCUUUUAGCCUUAGGAAUUGACAACAGUCUAUAACACAAACACUGGACUUUACUCUACUGUAAACCUACACUGCUUUUAAAUCACUUAUCAAUAGACACCUAUCCUCAGUGGUUUGUACCAUUGUUUACGAGCAGAAAAUAAAAGCCUUUGGGCUACUGUAUUGUGGAGGCGUUGUCACUAGGUGGAGACAAACAACAAGGCUAGGCUGCCGAUCAAUAAUUCUGUGUAGUUUACUGCAGAAUUGUUCCGUUGUACACAGGUUCUCUGAAGCUCAGCCAGCGUGACCAUCAGGUUCUUGGUCACCUCUCUUGCCAAGACCCUUCUCCCUGAUUACUCAGUUUUGCUGGGAAACCAGCUCUAGGAAGAGUCCUGGUUUCCAGUUCUUCCAUUUAAGAAUUACGGAAGCCACUGUGCUCUUGGGAACCUUCAAUGCAGCAGUAAUUGUUUGUAGCCUUCCCCAGACCUGUGCCUCAAUCCUGUCUCUGAGCUCUGCAGCCAGUUCCUUCCACCCCAUGGCUUGGCUUUUGCUCUGAUAUGCAUUUUCAGCUGCGAGACCUUAUAUUAACAGGUGUGUUCCUUUCCAAAUCAUGUCCAAUCCACUGAGUUGACCACAGGUGUGGUCCAAUCAAGUGUAGAAACAUCUCAAAGAUGAUCCAGAGAAAUGGGAGGCACCUGAGCUAAAUUCCAAGUGUCAUAGUGAAAGGUUUGAACACUUGUGACACUUCACUUUUUCCUUUUUAAUAAAUUUACAAAAAAACUUUUAAAUUCCAUUUUCACUUUGUCAUUAUGGGGUAUUGAGAGUAGAUUGAUGAUGAUUUUUUUUUAGCCUGAUAGACCAUCACUUAGAUAGUGGGUUAGGGUUGUAGGUUACAAUGGGAUUAUAAUUCUUUCUCGGACAAAGAGAUCAUUACCCAGCAUGAAUCUACUUCGUCCGAGUUAUUUGAUAGCAGCCAUUAAUACAUUCAAAAUGGAUGAUGGGUAAUGCUCCUAAGUCUGGGCUAUAAAAAGAUUUUAGAGACUAUUGUUUGGUUACUUGUGCAGUGCUGCCUGUUAAUCGAUUACCUUUAACCAAUUGUUGCUCUUGGAGCUGCCUCCAAACCCCUGCGGAGCGCGUGUCCCUGAUUUCCCCGUUUGCUACUUCACAAUUCAUUACAUACCGCUGAUAUUUCGGAUGUGCUGUGCCUGGCUGCACUGCGCUGCACCAAUUCAACUGCAGACACACACAGCACAACCGGAAGACACGGAGAUCGCCCUAAAAGUAAAAGCAUAGUCUGGAGGUUAUAUUGCCACUUGAGGUCAUUGUUUGAGAGACUAAAUAUUAAGUUAAUCAGUAGCAAUAGACUUAAUACAAUAAUUAUAAACCAUCCCAUCCCAUACCAUUAUCCACUUAGGAGUUCACCACAGGAGCUGACAAUGGCAAUAAAAGCCCCUUGAAAACAUUUUAACUCCAAUAACUCAAUGUAGUUAAGGCUCAAAUCAGCAGUGAGUUGCAUUUAGGGAGGGAUUUUCAUUUCUACAUCGCUGCCCAGCAGUGGUUUUGUUUUGAAAGUUAUCGCCGGAAGUCCCGCGGCUUUUUUGUGACUCGCUUGAUAUUGCGCGCACUUCAAUGCCAACUUUCUCCGAAGCGCACAGGCGCAUUGUUCACUGCCAAACACGGUUGUAGUGAACUGACGAGACUUCACGCUGCAGUCACCGCUGAGCAAACACAGUCAUUUUUUUCACCACCAAAACACAGAGAGAUCACAAGAUUGAUCAGGUUUUACGCACAGCGCCAGUGCGUCUGGUGACUUGUGUUGACUUUAUCAGCAAACAGUUGUGCGAAAAUCUCCAUCAGUUGGGCUUUUUAAUAGCGGACUUGUUGUCACCAUAAUGUGGGGGAUCCAGAGGACGCGGUAUGCGGACUGCAACGGCUCUGAAGCCAGUGAAGAGACGGAGAUUGUUGUUAACAUCGGCGGGGUGAAACAGGUACUGUAUGGGGACGUGUUGAAUCGCUUCCCGGACAGCCGGCUGGCAGAACUGGUGGACUGUUCACUUAAGUCUUCGGAAGAAAUAUCUUUACUAUGUGACGACUACGAGCCUGACAGUGGAGAAUUUUAUUUCGACAGAGACCCUGAAGCAUUUAAAUGCAUAAUUGAGCUGUAUUAUUAUGGGGAGAUUCACGUGAAAAGAGGCAUCUGUCCAAUUUGUUUUAUGAAGGAGAUGGAGUUCUGGAAAAUUGGCUCUGAUUUCCUGGAUGAAUGUUGUAAAAGCCACCUGAAGGAGGUGGAAGAUGAACUUGCAGAGAUUGCAGAGAAAGUGAGAACUAUCCUGGUGGACCGAGAGGGAGAUCCGUCUGCAGGGGGCUGGCAGCGCUUCCAGAUGUGCCUCUGGAGGCUGAUGGAGAAACCGGACUCCUCGCUUCCUGCGCACAUAAUCGCUAUAGUUUCUUUCAUCUUCAUCCUCAUCUCCUCCGUGGUCAUGUGCGUCGGGACCAUCCCCGACCUACAGGUGGAGGACUCGGAGGGUAACCUCGCGGAACACCCGACUCUGGAGGUCAUCGAGACGGUGUGCAUCGGCUGGUUCACCAUCGAAUACCUGCUACGUCUGAUCUCCUCGCCUAACAAGAUGAAAUUCGUCAUGGCUUUCAUGAACAUCAUCGACUUCAUGGCGAUCAUGCCUUUCUUCGUGGUGCUGAUUCUGACCUCCUUCGGUGCUGGAGUGUUGGAACUGGCUAAUGUGCAGCAGGCGGUGCAGGCUUUACGCAUAAUGCGCAUCGCGCGCAUUUUCAAGCUGGCACGCCAUUCCUCUGGACUCCAGACCCUCACAUCUGCCCUGAAGAGCAGCUUCAAAGAGCUCGGGCUGCUCCUCAUGUAUAUGGGCGUGGGAGUCUUCCUUUUCUCCGCACUGGGCUACACUAUGGAGCAGAACCACCCGGACACCUUGUUCACCAGCAUCCCACAGUCAUUCUGGUGGGCUGUGAUCACCAUGACCACUGUGGGGUAUGGAGACGUCUACCCCAAGACCACUUUAGGCCGGUGUAACGCGGCCAUUAGCUUCUUGUGCGGGGUGAUCGCCAUAGCGCUGCCCAUACACCCCAUCAUCAACAAUUUUGUCCUGUUCUACAACAAGCAACAGGUGCUAGAGACUGCGGCCAAGCACGAGAUUGAACUGAUGGCGCUGCGCUCCGGCGCCGACGAGCUGAAGGCUGCACCCGGCGCCCAUAAACAUGUUUGUGGUGCAGGGGUCUGGGAAAACGCCAUGCGCUCCUGUCACAGUGACACAUACAUCCCCUUACUGAAGGAUCCCAGGGGAGGGGCGGGCAUGCCGACCCCCAGCAAGGACACGAGCUUUGAAAGCACAGCCGAGGCCACCGAUUAUUUUGUCUCAUGAACACUAAUGACCCUGCAGAAUUUGAGAAGACUCUGCAACAGAUACACAACAACAAAACAUCAAAUUAAUUAUUCAUUUUUAACUUAUUUAAACUCAAUCCGCCAACUAUGGGUUAAUGAUACAUGAUGACUUGACACUGUAAAUAGCCUAUGGCCUCAAAGAAGAUAUUGUUCCUGUUAAAGCCACAUAUGUGUGAGAUAUUGACUUGAUGAGCUGUGCCUUGGCGCAGUGAGUCCCUGUAGGCUGAGGGGUACUGUUUGAACAGUCAGUACACCGAUUCCCCCAUGUAGACUUCUUAUAUAACAACCCCCAUCCCCAACCCUCACACUCAUACUGUAGACUGCAUUGUAGCUUAUUUCUGUGUACAGAUAUAUAUAUAUAUAUAUAUAUAUAUAUAUCACAAUGAAUAUAUCACAAUUUUUUUUAGAUGAUAAAGAUAUGCAGCAAAAAUGUAGAUAUCCCAUGAUAGGUUCAUGAGGGAUCACAACAAAACUGAAAGAAAAACUGAAGGUGUUUUAAAGUGAUAGAGAAUUAUAAUGCUAUAAAUUUCACCAAAGUCUCUAGUGAACACUACAAAUACUUUAAAGAUACACUAAGGUGGUGGAAAGGAAAUAUUAAGCAACAUAUCAUCAGGACUGUUUCUGUUUCUGCUUGUGAUCUUCUUGGUAUCAGUGUAUUUUUUGUAACUGACACAUUAUGAUUGUGAUGUAAUAUAUCAGAUAUGAAACCGCUCUGCGCAGGAUUGUUAUAAGCAGUGAUUGUGUCAGUGUCCUGCAAUUCUACUUAGGAUCAUAUUGCCAGCUCUGGGAGCUCAGAAGCUUCGUUGGCUGCAGGACAUGUUCCUAUAACAGUUUUAAAUUUUGCAGCAGCAACCGCUCUGCUCCUCCCCGGAGGUUCAGUGGAAUAAACUUGACCACCAACGGGUGAGGUGACUGAGCAACAGGCUGGAGAUUAAAGACAAAUAAUCCUAACAGUUGUGUUAUCAAACUUCAAAAUGAGGUUUUCAGAGGACAGGCUAGUUAACCUGACAAUCUGGAAAGUACCAGACAAGGAACCCUGAUGAAAAUAUAAAUAAAAAUAUUAAAGAAUAUAUCAUUGAGUCAUCAAAAGGGCAGCGUGUCAAGGCAGCAGGUUAUCAACAUAACACCGAAAAUGUAAGAAUAUUAAGAGGGCUGUAUCUGCCUGUCAAACAUUUGUCUUAAUGCAUUACUACUUUUAUUUUGAUGGAACUUAAAAGGAAGAUGUUUUUCACACUGUUUCACGCCCAUGAUUUAAAACUGAACUAAAUUGGCCUAAUGGGUGCUACAUUUAAAGGUUAAAUUUUCACAAUUUGAAAGCUCUCAACUCCAACACCAUCAGUCUGAGUGACACGAAAGUUGCUGCACACACUGAAAAAUCCUUAGAAACUACAUCAGUUGGCACACUACAGGAGCUAUAAUUAAUAUUUGACAUGUUUUAAUUCAAAUUUCCUGCCUAAGAUGUCAAUGGUUUGAUUUGACUGUAACCUGGAGGGACGAUCUAUGUCAAGACUGUGUUUCUGUGCCAAGUGUUAUUUUGUGAAAAGUUCUGAAAUGAGCGUAAUGUCUUGGAAGUAAAUACAUGCCUUGUGCACAAAAAAUGUGAUGUUUCCCUCUGUAAAUGAGGUAUACACGAAGAGGACGGGGUGGGCAUUCGUAGCGUCAGAGCCUUACAGUGAAAUGAAGCCAUGGAAGAGGGUUUCAGUGGCUGAUGGGUGGAUAUAUAUGCUCUCAACUCAUGGGUUAAAUUUCUCACUCAACUAUGUGUAACAUUUUCAUAUUUAAUCAAAAUCCUCCCAAAGAUUGAAUCCUUUCCCUCGCUUUAGCCAAACUGGACAGCAGUUUUCGACUCAUAUUCCUGCACAGCAAAAAUGAACUCAACUUGCCAUGUUCCAGAUUUGAACUGAUUUUAAACUAGUUUUUAUUUUACACUAUCAAUUAUAUAAAAGUGAAUAUUGUUACAGCGUUUUUUUUUUUUUUUUUUUUUAUCGAGCAGACAAUCAGUGUUGAAGUUGGUUUUUGUAGCCUAAUACCAGAAGCUGGACAUCUCAACCAGGGAAUUCAUUACUCAGCAAAUUUCCACUGCUAUCCAUUAGCAGCUGACCAUCUACAUUUAGCUAACUGUUUGUCAAUUACUUUUAGCAAACUAUUUUAUCUAUUUAUAUUAUUUUCAAACACUUUAAACAGUUUAUCUAUUAGCUUUAACCAACAAUGUAAUCUGUUUACAGAUUAAUAGUUGAAUAGUUAAUCUCUGAAGCAGUUGGCUAGACAUUUGCCAAAAGCAACAAUCAAUAAAUGACUGAAAUAGUAAAGUAACAUGUUAAGCUGUAUGAGUAUUAAUGGAUAAAUGGCUGGAAUAUUCAAAAGUAAUACUUUCAGCAAGAAAUCUUAGCCUUGUUUUCAUGCACUCUCACUUGCAACAGGUCUAAUCAGGUCUAAAUCAAAUUGUAAUUUUUACAUUUUUUUUUCAAAUUAGUUUAGCAACUCCACAAUCUUUUCAUACCCCCUAGCAAACUGCUACAUAGCCGCUGAGGUACAAGUUUGCCUAGUUGGGUAUGGUGUACAGUAAAAGCUGCCUAAACUUCACUGUUACCUUCACUUCAACCUAUGAAAAAUAAGUUUUCAGUUACUGAAGAGGUUGAAAUGGUAUGUUUUGUCAAAAUACAAUUACAACAAAGGAAUGUCAUCUUCACAUUUAAUUGUUUUAUACUGAAUUUGAAAACACAGAUGUUUUGUUGGUUAUGGGAUAGCAAAAAUGUGUUUGGCCUGAUGAGGGAGCUAAAAGUUAAAGUCAAAAAUGUAAAAUUUGAACUAUUGUAGUUACUACAUCAUCUGUCACCUUUAGAUGGAAUGAAGAGGGGUGAUACAUCUUACUGCCGAGUAUCUGCAUCAAUCACUGCGACAAGAUGUCAGUUUGUUUUGAGCAAGAGGGCACUGAAUCAGUAUUAGCUAUACCUCCUCAGAAAUGUUUUCCUCUGAGCUCCGGUGGAAGUUAUGCUGCCUGAAAGAAAGAUCAUGAAGGAGGUCAGGCAGGACUCUGCAGGCUGUCCACCCACACAUGUCCUAUACAGGACUCUGCUAUCUCUCCUGGCCAGCAGCAGAUUCAAACAUGUCAAAGCCUGGGAGAAAGGCCUUUGUACACACUGACAGGUGGAGCUGGAAUGUCAAAGGCAUGCAUUGUGUAACAGAACAAUGUUCCUCCAGCAGACGCACAUGCAAAUACACAUUCAUGUUCAAAUUUAGAUUUACAAGCAUACACACACAUUGGCAUAUACAAACACCCCCCCCCCUACGCCAACGCCUACCUAGAAGUGCACACAAAUAAUUGCACGCACGCACGCACACACACACGCAUGCAGUGACCCGCUGUGAUCUGCUGGCUAAUCACCAAUUUUUUCACCCACAUGUUGGUCAUCUGUGGCAUUCAGUGGGUGUUCAAGAUAAGAGGUAUUCCUGAGCAUUUACACAAUAUUGUGCUCGUCAUUAUCCCUCCACCAAAACGGUCACAAUUAUUGUGAGAAUUUCCAACUAGCUAAUGGUUGUUGCUACUCACUCAAUACAUUUUUCUAGAUGGUCACAGUUGUUAUGUCCUGAGACAGUGUUUUGACUGACAAAGGGUCUAUUUUUUGACCCCUCUGAAGAUAAGGUGGGCAAGCCUGCUUUACUUGACUCACACAGUAACGACUUUGGAUAAAAAGUCGUCUGAUGCUCGUGCAUGUGGCAAAUUGAUUCUUUUGUUCCUCUAAAUCCUCUAAACAGACUAUAAGGAUUACAAAUGUUGUAGCUGUAUGCUCAUGGGAAGUUCUUUAAAACGCACAGCUGACCAUUAAAUUACUUUUAUGUUUUA
Molecule: messenger RNA, 9246 nt
Organism: Seriola aureovittata
Lineage: Eukaryota; Metazoa; Chordata; Actinopteri; Carangiformes; Carangidae
Product: potassium voltage-gated channel subfamily F member 1-like
Exons: 1
Coding region: 3883-5382 (499 amino acids)
Biological process (GO): protein homooligomerization; potassium ion transmembrane transport
Cellular component (GO): membrane; voltage-gated potassium channel complex
Molecular function (GO): voltage-gated potassium channel activity
Source: RefSeq, a predicted model, not a curated record